CGGUUGGGCAAUUGACUGUCGACAAACACGACUCUAGUCUGGGACGUUUAAAUAAGUAACAAAUGGCCUCCAAAACCUUAAGAAAUGCUUUAAUAGACACGCUGAAGCGCCUGAGCAAGAGCGACUUAAGGGUCUUUUGCAUCCAGAUGGUGGACUACGGACCACAGCCGUGGACUGAUGUCCGUGCUUUGAGGAGUCGCGACCCAACAGAGAUCGCAAACCUCAUGGUGUCAAACUUCACCGAGCUCGGUGCUCUGUCAGUUGCUGUAGAUAGGUUGACUCGGGUGGGCUUCAAGGACGAGGCAGACAGACUAAAGUCAGGUCCUACCUCAGAGGAGCACUUCGUGGAUAAAAAUAAAGAUUAUCUGAUCCACGACCUGAGAAACGUUGAACACAUUUUGGAUGAGCUCCUUAACAAGGGAGUUAUUCAACAGGAAAGUUAUGAUAAAAUCAGCGCUCUAUCGACCUCGGAGGAGAAGAUAAAGGAGCUCAUUGAUGGUCAUCUGAAAACUGUUGGGAGCAAAGACAUCUUCCACGACAUCGCCAUGGAGAAUCGGACAAUACGUCAUCAAGGUUCAUAUUCAAGAAUCAGACCGCAAGAAUCAAUAUCUGUGCUGUUGGGAAGUGAUGACGACCGAUACAUCAAGACAGUUCAGAUGUUUGGGAAAAUGCAUGUAUUUACAGCAGGAGUCUGGAUUCAACUUGAGCCUGAAGUGAACUGCGUGGAUUCAGAGGAUGCUCCAAUUUACAGCCUACAGUCUGAAGCAGGUCACUUUGAAUGCAGUGUCUCUGGCUUGCGCUGGGUCUGUAAGGAAAAGGUCAGCUUCAAGUACCAGUUUGGCUCCUGGGAGGAGCACAUGGAGAGAAUGGAAACCAUGCAUUACAUCCCUGGAGGUCCCUUACUGGACAUUACAGUCGUUGCUGGAAAAUGAGAUGAAGCGCAUCUGCCACACUGGAUUUGCACAAAAGACAACCCUACUAUUUUGAUAAAGUUUACAGUUCUCCACAUAGAUAGCUGUGGAGACGUUGUGGAACCAGUGUCUGAAGUCACCCCAUCACAUGUCAAGCUGUCCCAGCCAGUUUUUUCCCCAUGAGGAGUCCUGAUGAGAGCCGGCUUCCCCGUGAAAAUGAACUGUAAAGUGUUAAUAUACAAGACCAACAAAGCAUUCCUCACACUGCAUGUUUAUCUGAUCCCUCGGGAUCCUGCUCUACAACAGGUUAUUGCUGUCAUCAUGUUGAUUCAAAUUCAAUGUUCCUGACUGCAACCUUGAAUUCUUUGUCCAGAGGACUUCUUUUUUCCCCCCACAGACAAUAAAAAACAAGGAAUUAUCCAGUGGAUACAAAAUGAUAGAAAAGCCAUACCCAGUGAAUUCCCUGAAAAUGCGCGAUCGUUUCAUCCUCACAGCCGAUAUGGACACUGCAGAAAUUUACCCUGAGAAGUUGAAGCUCGUAUAUGAAGGCAGUGACCCAAACUUCUUCGAAGUUUUCAGAAAGUCCAGACAGUCAAAUCCAGCUCACACUGACACAUGAGUCUGGACCAGUGUGGACCUGUGCCAUUCGAAAAGAUGACUAUCAAAACACUGCUGGUGAUAUUUAGGUGAUGUAUGGUAAGACACUGAAGAUGAGUUAUUAGAAGAACGACACUUUUUUAAAGUGUGAUAAGAUCUGCCGUAGAUCUUUCACAUGCCCAUUGAACAUCUCGGUAGUCUGGUGUGGUUGUUAUGACUGAUAUGUUUUAAAAUGCAGUUAAAUGGUUUAAAACCAAUAACAUUAAUACAGUAAUAGCUUAUGGUGUGCUUCACUGAAUCUUGAGAUUGUAAAUAAAUGGUAAGAUUAAGGAUUCAUUUCCACACGGGCAACACUAGUAUCACAGUGUAACUAAACUUUUUAGUGUCUGCAUCAUGAACCACCUUAAAAGUCCAAAAUCUGAGUUGUUUCAUUCUUUCCCACGUUACUCUUUUAGAGGAGGAGCUUGCCAAAGUGAGGUGUAAACUUGUGGAGACAGUGUC
This is a messenger RNA of Anarrhichthys ocellatus (wolf-eel), 2009 nucleotides long. RefSeq lists its product as uncharacterized. NCBI's taxonomy places the organism in Eukaryota, Metazoa, Chordata, Actinopteri, Perciformes, Anarhichadidae. Gene Ontology annotation, biological process: regulation of apoptotic process. The record is from RefSeq and is a predicted model, not a curated record. The transcript has 8 exons. The coding region runs from base 63 to 932 and encodes 289 amino acids.